This is a messenger RNA of Plasmodium coatneyi, 2031 nucleotides long. RefSeq names its product Putative 26s proteosome regulatory subunit. The transcript has a single exon. Gene Ontology annotation, cellular component: mitochondrion. Bases 1 to 2031 code for a protein of 676 amino acids. NCBI's taxonomy places the organism in Eukaryota, Apicomplexa, Aconoidasida, Haemosporida, Plasmodiidae. The record is from RefSeq and is a predicted model, not a curated record. Gene Ontology annotation, molecular function: ATP hydrolysis activity; ATP binding; zinc ion binding. Gene Ontology annotation, biological process: mitochondrion organization.
AUGAACUUCCCGAACAUUUCGAAGAAGAUGGUGGCCCCAGGAGGGGGUGGGAUGAAGCACAGCGGGGGGGACGACAAAGGGGGUGAACACAUCACGGGGAAUUUCGAUCCCACGGCACUGGAAAGAGGAGCGAAGGCUCUUAAGGAGCUCGACCAGUCAUCCAACUCGAAGAAGGCAUUCGAGUUAAUCAAGCUACAGGAAUUGACUAAGCAGAAGGAGUAUGAAAAACAAAUGGAAGAGUUAUCACUACAGAAGGCGCAAUACCUUAGUAACAAAAUGAGGAUUGAAAAUGAGGAGAAAAGGAAAACAAUCAACUACCAACAGGAGCAGGAACGAAUCACAGCCGAGUACAAAACGAGACUUGAAGCGGAAGCGUAUCAGAAGAAACUACUAGAUCAACAGAAGCAAAAUGAGGAAUGGCUAAAAAACCAACAUGAGCAAUAUUUGAGACAAGAAAAUAUUCGAAAAAGAAACGAACUCGAAUUAUUAAAUUUAAAAAUGAAACAAAUCAAGGAGGAAAAAUUAAUGGAAAGGGAAAACAUGAAAGCAAAAAUACAAGAAGAAAAUAAAGGACUCAUAGAAAGAGAAAGAAAAAAUCUGGACAUCCAUUUGAAGACGCUAAGAUUGAAGGCAGAUGAGGAAAGGAAAACCAAAUUGGAAAGUAUAAGUAAAUAUUUUGAACAGUUUAAUAAUUCUAUGUUUUUAUUUUUAAAUGAUAAGGAGAGGUUAUACCGAUUUGUCCUGGUAGUUACACUCACCUCUGUGGGGAUUUACACGACGAAACACACCACAAGGCUGAUACGAUCCUACGCAGAGACGAAACUGGGGAAGCCAAAGCUUAUAAGGGAAACAUCCCUAUGGCACAUUAAUAAAUUUUUCGACAUUUUUAACUUAAAAAAAAACAUCCUUUUGAUGAAAAAAGUUAUAAAAAGAAGAAACGUAAAGGAUACCAACUUUUUUAACAACAUUGUAUUAAAUGAAGAACUACAGGAGAAGCUAAGUUGGUCGAUUAACAGCUUAACGAAUUCGAAAAGGUAUGACCUUUAUCUAAAGAACAUAUUACUUCAUGGUCCACCAGGGACAGGAAAAACUUUGUUCGCCAAAACUCUCUCCCAUUUUAGCAAUUUCGACUACAUAAUAAUUAAUGGAGGUGAUGUGAGUGCCUUAGGUGUUCAUGCUUCUGUAGAGCUGAACAAAAUUUUUGACUUUAUAAAACGAAGGAAAAAUAAAAAAUGUGUGAUUUUUUUUGAUGAAGCUGAAGCGUUUUUAAGAAGAGGGAGAAAUGAAUCAUCGGCUCAUUUUUCAGAGAGCCUUCGAAAUGCAUUAGCUACUUUUCUCUACCACACAGGAACAGAAUCGAAGAAAUUCUGUAUCAUUUUAGCUACCAACUGUAGGGAGAUCCUAGACCCUGCUGUUAUAGACCGAAUGGAUGAACAGUACAUUUUUGAUUUUCCGAAAAUUAACGAAAUUAGGAAAAUGCUUUCUCUUUAUUUUAAUAAAUACGUCUUCCCUUUGAAGAAGUACGACAUCGUUGUAGACUCAUCCAUAGAUGAUCUGUAUUUAGACGUUUUAGCUAGUCGUCUCGUUGGUUUGUCGGGCAGACAAAUUUCUAAGCUCUGCCUCAACAUACAGAACUGCGUCUUCGGUAGCAAUUCUAAGGUUGUUUCGAAGGACCUCAUCGAUCUGAUCGUUAGUUGGAAUUUAAGCAAUUCGUUUGAAGCUCGCGGGGAAAUGCAGACCAAUACGAACGUCGCUGCUUCUACCCCGAGGGGAUCUGCCAGUGGGAUUUCGCCCGGUGCCACUAAACAGGGCGAAUCUAACUCAGGCACAAACUCAGGCACAAACUCAGGCAAGAACUCCGGACCCGACAUGAGCAUGGGUUCAAAUAUGGAGUCCAACAGUUUGGGGGGGAAAGAAUCCAGCACGGUAACAACAGCAUCCAUGGCGAGAUCAGUGACAGGCCUCAAUGGGGAUGAUUCGAAGGAAGAAAAUUCACCUCAGACGAAGAGCAAAGUAGUGAUGCAGCAUUGA